Anoplopoma fimbria (sablefish) is the source of this 4546-nucleotide messenger RNA. It is a transcript of the gene nolc1, whose product is annotated as nucleolar and coiled-body phosphoprotein 1. The coding region runs from base 145 to 3561 and encodes 1138 amino acids. The record is from RefSeq and is a predicted model, not a curated record. NCBI's taxonomy places the organism in Eukaryota, Metazoa, Chordata, Actinopteri, Perciformes, Anoplopomatidae. Gene Ontology annotation, molecular function: protein binding. Gene Ontology annotation, cellular component: nucleolus; nucleoplasm. The transcript has 13 exons.
AAACAUAGAUUCAAAUGCCUCAACCUAAUCUAAACCAAAAGGCGUGUAAAGCUGUUUGAAGCGAAUGGACACGUCAUCAGUCGGCGCCUGCGCACAUGCUCACAAGUUCCGGCCACUUCCUUUCCUUCCAGGAGCGUGUUGAAGAUGGCGGAGCAAAAGUCGAAGCCGAGUGAUCUUUACAAAUGCGUAUAUUCGUUUCUGCGGGAGAACAAGUUCACAAAGGCGGCCGAGCAGUUUCUGAAACAGACUAAAGUGGCUCCACAAGAUCAGAAUGAAGAGAGCCUCGUCAACAUCUACAACUUCUGGGUGAAGUCACCUGAAGCCAAGAAACGAAAGGUGCCUUCUAACAAGGGUGAAGCUGCAAGCGGUCCGUCAGCCAAGAAAGCAAAAACCAGUGCAGAGAGCUCCAGCAGCGAAGAGUCAAGCAGCGAGGAUGAAGAAGCUGUUGCGAAACCAACCAAGGCAGCCCCUGCAGCAGCCAAGGUGGUGCCUGCGAAAGCAGCAGCAGCAGCAGCCAAGGCGGUGCCUGCGAAAGCAGCAUCCAGCAGCAGUGAAGACUCCAGUGAAUCUGAAGAGGAGAAGGCUCCUGCAAAGACACCUGCAAAGGCUCCUGUGAAGUCGCCUGCUGCAGUAAGGAAGAAAGACAGCAGCUCUAGCAGUGAAGAAUCUGAUUCUGAGGCUGAGAAGCCCGCCAAAGCCGCUACACCGAAACCCAAGGCUGCUGCAGUCACAGCACCCAAACCAGCUGCUCCUGCUAAAGUUGCAGCUCAGAAAAAGCCGGAGAGCAGCAGUGAAGAUAGUUCCUCCGAUUCUGAAGAUGAAGAACCAGCCAAGGCUCCAGCCAAAACUGCCCCAGUGAAGGCUGCUGCUGCUGCUGCUGCUGCUGCUGCUGCUGCUAAAUCGAGCAGUGAAGACUCUUCAUCUGAAGACGAGGCUCCACCCAGCAAAAAACCCAAAGCAGGAGCGUACAGUGCAGUCCCACCUCCUGCUUCAGUCCAGAAAGCUCCAGCUGCACCAGCAGCAAGCAAGGCCAAGGACAGCGACUCCUCAGACAGCAGUGACGAGGAAGAAGAGAAGAAAGUAGCGGCAAAACCUGCACCGGCAAAGACCACGGCUGCCAAACCUGUGGUGGCCAAACCCGCUGCAAAGAAGCAGGAGUCCAGCUCUGACAGCUCAGAUUCAAGCUCGGAUGAAGAGGUGGCAAAGAAGCCUCCGGCCAAAGUCACCCCAGCUAAAGCGGUCCCAGUCAAACCCGCUGCAGCCAAAGCUGCCCCUGCCGGAGAGGAAAGCUCAGACUCAUCAAGUUCAGAGGACGAAGAGGAGGUGAAGAAGCCUGCAGUGAAGGUGACUCCUGCUAAAGCUGCUCCAGCUAAACCUGUUGCCGCUAAAGUCACACCUGCUAAAGCAGAUUCCUCAGAGGACGAUUCCAGUUCAGAGGAGGAGGAGACGGCAAAGAAGCCUGCUGCUAAACCUGCACCGGCCAAGACUGUCCCAGCUAAAAAAGCUGUUCCCAAACCCUCUACAAAGGCAGCCGAGAGCAGUUCUGAUUCAGAGGACUCCUCUGAGGAUGAACCAGUGAAAGCCAAGCCAGCAGCUAAGCCAGCAUCUAAACCAUCUACGCCGGCAGCAAAGCCUGCUACUCCUACAGCAAAGCCUGCUGCAGCAGCAGAGAGCAGCUCAGACUCUGACUCGUCUUCUGAAGACGAAGAACCAGCAGUCAAGGCUAAACCUGCUGCAGCUAAACCAGCUACGCCUGCAUCAAAGCCUGCUACUCCAGCAGCAAAGUCUACUGCCGCCGCAGAAAGCAGCUCAGACUCUGACUCCUCUGAGGAUGAGGAAGAACCAGCAGUCAAGGCUAAACCUGCUGCAGCUAAGCCUGCAUCAAAGCCUGCUACUCCUUCAAAGCCUGCUGCAGCAGCAGAGAGCAGCUCAGACUCUGACUCCUCUUCUGAAGAUGAAGCAGCAGUCAAGGCUAAACCCGCAGCAGCAGCUAAACCAGCUACGCCUGCAUCAAAGCCUGCUACUCCGGCGGCAAAGCCUGCUGCAGCAGUAGAAAGCAGCUCAGACUCGUCUUCUGAAGAUGAAGAACCAGCAGUCAAGGCUAAACCUGCUGCAGCUAAACCAGCUACGCCUGCAGCAAAGCCUGCUGCUGCUGCAGCAGAGAGCAGCUCAGACUCUGACUCCUCUGAGGAUGAGGAAGAACCAGCAGUCAAGGCUAAACCUGCAUCAAAGCCUGCUACUCCAAAGCCUGCUACUCCAAAGCCUGCUACUCCUGCGGCAAAGCCUGCCGCUGCAGCAGAGAGCAGCUCAGACUCUGACUCCUCUUCUGAAGAUGAAGCGGCAGUCAAGGCUAAACCUGCUACGCCUGCAGCUAAACCAGCUACGCCUGCAUCAAAGCCUGCUACUCCAAAGCCUGCUACUCCGGCAGCAAAGGCUGCUGCUGCAGCAGAGAGCAGCUCAGACUCUGACUCCUCUUCCGAAGAUGAAGCAGCAGUCAAGGCUAAACCAGCAGCUACGCCUGCAUCAAAGCCUGCUACUCCAAAGCCUGCUACUCCAGCGGCAAAGCCUGCCGCCGCAGCAGAGAGCAGCUCAGACUCUGACUCCUCUGAGGAUGAGGAAGAACCAGCAGUCAAGGCUAAACCUGCAGCAGCUAAACCAGCUACUCCUGCAGCAAAGCCGGCUACUCCUGUGGCAAAGCCUGCUGCUGCAGCAGAGAGCAGCUCAGACUCUGACUCGUCUUCUGAAGACGAAGAACCAGCAGUCAAGGCUAAACCUGCUGCAUCAAAGCCUGCUACUCCUGCAGCAAAGCCUGCUGGCACGGCCAAAGCCACAAAGGCUGCUGCGACUCCAACAAAGAAGGCUGAGGAGAGCAGCUCGGACUCCUCUGAUUCAGAGACGGAGACCAAGUCCACCCCUGCUAAGCCUGCAGUCACCAAUGGAAAGGCAGCAACACCCAAGGCGGCAACACCAAAGACCGCAGAAAAGCCAGCGGAGUCGUCAUCUAGUGACAGCAGCUCUGACGAGGAAGAAGAGGCCAGUAAAAGUACAGUAAAACCCGCUACACCUGCCGCAACGCCCAAGACAACCCCGGCUCCUAAACCUCAGGAGAGCAGCGGCUCCUCUGAGAGUUCAUCAGAUGAGGAGGCCCCAAAGAAAGCAGCCACAGCACCCACCACCCCCACAACAAACUGUACCAAUGGAAAGAGAAAAAGAGAUGGAGAAUCAUCAGAAAGUGAAGAGGAAGAGUCAGAAGUCAAGACACCGAAAAACAAGAAAACGACAACCACACCACAGACAUUUCCUAAAGCCAAUAAGAAGGCCUCCAACGUACCGUUCCGUAGAAUAAGAGAAGAAGAAGUAGCAGUGGAUCCCCGUCUGCAAGACAACUCUUUUGAUGCAAAGUUUGGAGCCAACGGGGACUGGGGCCAGAAAGCCAACGAUGUGCUCAGGUUCACAAAAGGCAAGUCAUUCCGCCACGAAAAGACGAAGAAGAAGAGGGGAAGCUACCGCGGCGGCGCCAUCUCCACCACGAUCAACUCUAUUAAGUUCGACAGUGACUAAGGACCCCGUCCCUCCUGUCCCUCCCAUCUGAACUUUACUGUACCCGUGUGAUCAGGACUAUCCGUUGUCUGCUUCCUCCCCACUGUUAACGGUCCUCUGUCAUCACCAUGCAGCAGCAGACUGACAGGAAUGUGACCCGUAGAGUUGAGCUGGUACUUACAUUUAGUUAGCUGCCCUUAGUUCAUCAUGCAGGGCUUUGGUUUUGUCUCUGAUCUUUCAGCAACAGUUAGUGGAGCUUUGGCAGCGGGAGAGAAAUGUCCCCAACUGUGACUUUUCAAACUACUGCUAAAGGUUGACAUCAAUGUGACAUGACCCCUUAUAGCCACUAGGUGGCUGCAGGCCACCUGUUAAUAGAAAAAAAACACCAAUGUGUGUUGGGCCCCUUUUUUUUUUUUUUUUUUUUGCCUCUAUUGACUUUGUUAACCUGUACUUGAUUUUCAAAUGACUAUCUUCUUUCUUUGUAACACUUUCUUUCCCUUCAUUUAUCAAUGUAUGAAUGAAAGCCAUGUAUUGCAUCAGGUCCUUCAGAAUGUCUUAAAAAAAAAAAAAGCUGGUAUUGAUUUUUAAUGGGUAACAUGGAUUCUUCAAGUUUGUUGGGUUUGUUGAUUUUUAUUUGGCUACAUUUGAGUGGAGGGGGCGCUGUGUUCUGUUUUUCUUUUUCCCUUUAAAUUACACAAACAUUUGGAGUAGAACUGAGUUUUAUACCGUGUAUUUAUUAUGUUUUAUUCAAUUUCAAUGUUGAGGAUCCUAGGUGGUCUUUUUCCGUGCUAUUCUCAAGCCAUUUUGUUUUGAAACUAUUAUUUCUUCUGAUAUUAGGAUACCCCUGUCAAACCCUCCCUAUUCUGUUCAUCAGUGGUAUGAAAUUUAUUAUUCACCAACAUAACUGAGAAGCCAUGCAUGUUUCAAUUUGACUUUCCUGUAUGAGCCUUUGUGAACCUUUUUGUUAUGUUUUAUUAAUUCUUGUAGCUGUAAUUAAAAACUAAAA